Equus caballus (horse) is the source of this 2845-nucleotide messenger RNA. It is a transcript of the gene AMIGO2, whose product is annotated as adhesion molecule with Ig like domain 2. Lineage: Eukaryota; Metazoa; Chordata; Mammalia; Perissodactyla; Equidae. Gene Ontology annotation, molecular function: protein binding. Gene Ontology annotation, biological process: brain development. The record is from RefSeq and is a predicted model, not a curated record. Gene Ontology annotation, cellular component: membrane.
AACUCCCCAAAGUUGAGAGGCAGCGAGAGGCUGCCGCCCGCCGGGAGCCGGAGGGAAAGGAACUCGGAAGAUGCGAGAGUGACAGGAGGAGACAGACAGACGCACAGACCUUCAGAAGACACCACUGUCGGCGGCCUCUUCCCGGAGCCCUUCAGGCUUCCCGGCUCGGUUCACUGGUGGGAGGCUGAGCUGGUGGAAAAGGCGCCUGGAAGAGACUUAGAGGCGACCAUAAUGUCUUUACGUUUACACACACUGCCCACUCUGCCUGGCGUUGUCAGACCGGGCUGCAGGGAGCUGCUGUGUUGGCUGGUGAUCACGGUGACUGUGAGCCGUGGCGCCUCCGGGGUGUGCCCCACCGCUUGCAUCUGUGCCACUGACAUUGUGAGCUGCACCAACAAAAAUCUGUCCAAGGUGCCUGGGAACCUCUUCCGACUGAUUAAGAGACUGGAUCUGAGUUAUAACAGAAUCGGCCUUCUGGAUGCCGAGUGGAUUCCGGUAUCGUUCGUAAAGCUGAACACCCUGAUUAUUCGUCAUAACAACAUCACGAGCAUUUCCACAGGCACUUUUUCCACAACUCCAAAUUUGAAGUGUCUUGACUUAUCAUCCAAUAAGCUGAAGACCGUGAAAAGCGCAGUGUUCCAAGAGUUGAAGGUUCUGGAAGUGCUUCUGCUUUUCAACAAUCACAUUUCCUAUCUCGAUCCUUCUGCGUUUGGAGGGCUCUCCCAAUUGCAAAAACUCUACUUAAGUGGAAACUUUCUCACGCAGUUUCCCAUGGAUUUGUAUGUUGGAAGGUUCAAGCUGGCAGAACUGAUGUUUCUAGAUGUUUCUUAUAACCGGAUUCCAUCCCUGCCAAUGCAUCACAUCAAUUUAGUGUCAGGCAAACAGCUGAGAGGCAUCUACCUUCAUGGAAACCCAUUUGUCUGUGACUGUUCCCUUUACUCAUUGCUCAUCUUUUGGUACAGACGGCACUUUAGCUCAGUGAUGGAUUUUAAGAACGAUUAUACCUGUCGCCUGUGGUCUGACUCUAGGCACUCCCAGCAAGUGCUUCUGCUCCAGGAUAGCUUUUUGAAUUGCUCUGACAGCAUCAUCAAUGGUUCCUUCCGUGCACUUGGCCUUAUUCAUGAGGCUCAAGUCGGGGAAAGGCUGGUUGUCCACUGUGACAGCAAGACCAGUAGUGCCAAUACGGACUUCAUGUGGGUGGGUCCAGAUAACAGACUGCUGGAGCCAGAUAAAGAGAUGGAAAACUUUCACGUCUUUCCCAAUGGAACUCUGGUUAUAGAAAGUCCUCGUUUUGAGGACGCUGGCGUGUAUUCCUGUAUUGCCAUGAAUAGGCAACGCCUGUUGAAUGAAACUGUGGAUGUCACAAUUAACGUGAGCAAUUUCACCGUGAACAGGUCCCAUGCUCAUGAGGCAUUCAACACAGCUUUCACCACGCUUGCAGCCUGUGUGGCCAGUAUCGUUUUGGUACUUUUGUACCUGUAUCUGACGCCCUGUCCCUGCAAGUGUAGACCCAAGAGACAAAAAAAUAUGCUAAACCAAAGCAAUGCCCAUUCAUCUAUUCUCAAUCCCGGCCCGGCUGGCGAUGCCCGGGCUGAUGAACGGAAGGCAGGUGCUGGUAAAAGAGUGGUGUUUUUGGAACCGCUGAAGGAUACCGCGGCGGGGCAGAAUGGGAAAGUCAGGCUUUUUGCCAGUGAAACGGUUAUAGCUGAGGGCAUCUUAAAGUCCACAAGGGUGAAAUCCGACUCAGAUUCCGUCAAUUCUGUGUUUUCAGACACACCCUUUGUGGCGUCCACUUAAUUUUGUGCCUGUAUUUGUACCGUGUAGUAAUUCAGUCUCUCCAUAUUUAACUUUGUGUGUGGUCUGCAAAAUAAACAGCAGGACAGAAAUGGUGUUUUGUUUUUUAAAAGACAACCAAAUAUACUAAAAUAGACAACUAUGUACUUGGGGGAUUUGGGGAGAAAUUGCAGGGGAAAAAAAAGACAAUCAAAGGGUCUCUUUAAAUGGUUCAUGGGAAAUGUGAUAAAACACUUGGGUUCCUCAGGAUGCCAGAGAAAGAUGAGGUUGUUUUCUCAAGUUUAAGGUCUAGAUAACACUAUCUUAGUCUUUAGCACCACUGGCAAUUUCAAAGCCGGCCCGGAGAUGAUUGAUAUGACUGACAGUGUCCUUUCAUUCAGGAUUCUUGAAAGAAAAAGUAAAUUUCAUGUAUUAUUAGUGUUCUUUAAAAAUUCAGGAUUCUGGAAAAAUAAAUUUCAUGUAUUAGUGUUCUUUAAAAAGAGACUUUACUAACUUAUUAGGACCAAAGUUGAGUUAUUUUAAAGAAAAGCGUUCGUGUCCUAUUUUACUUUUAAAAGAUGUACAAGGAAGAACCAAGCAGCAGUUAUUUGUAAAGCACCAAAUAAAGUUAGAUUUGGGAAUAAUUCAGCUAAUUUCAUCAUUUUAGACCAGAGUAAACAGACUACGCUGAUAAAAUUUACUGGGUAAUGCCGUGUCCCAUCUGGUGUAAGAGAAAUAGUGCAAUAAAGGUACAUUUGUGACUGUCUUCUUUCCAUUCUGCGCAUUUUCUAUCCUUGUACAAAAGCUCUUGCUGAAAAGUCCCAAGUCAUCAUUAUUUGCCAUAAAUAUGUAGGUGUCAAGACCAAAAUGUCUGAGUAACUUCUUAAACCUUUGUCCUAGCAGACUAAUCUUUGUUUAUAUGCUUGUGUGUAUGUAAAUCUUAUAUGAACUAUUAAGCAGAUCUCACUGUAUUGUGCUUUAGACAUUUGAAUUAAUGUAAAUAUAUGUAUUCUGUGACUUGAUGUUCUGUUUUGACUGUUUAAAAACAUAAAUCUGAGAUGUUUUGUGUGAU